AUGGUCACUCACGGUGACAGGAGAACUGUUGCCAGAGAGGGCAACCAGGGAGUGGGCAGUGCCUGUGAUGCUGAAUUAACCCCAGUGCUUACAGCAAACCCUGAUCACCAUGUGUACGUAACAGGAGAAUCGGUUACACUGACGUGCAAUGUUCCUGGUGAAGAAACACAACACAACUUUACAUUUUUUAAGGACAAAACCAUGUGUGUUUCACAAAACAGCUCAACUCUUCACAUACCGAGGCUUGAUUCCUCUUAUGUGGCAAUUUACACAUGUGAAUACUGGCACUCAGAAUCCAGUUCUCCAAAAAGUAACCAGAGAGCAAUCCAUGUUCAUGACCGUCCUCCAGCGCCAUUCAUUUCAAUGAGCCAGCUAUAUAUGGGUGGGAAGCGCAUAUAUCUGAAUUGUUCUGCUGCAGGUGGCUCUGGUAGGAGACAAGUUACAUUUUACAGGAAUGAACAGAAAAUCCUUUCAGCAGAUUCCUUUCCAGAAAUCAUCAUCAAUGAAAUAGUUAUCUCUGUACAAGCGAUUAGUGGCAAAUUUUCCUGUGAUUAUCGCAUAGAAAAACUUGGAAGAUGGAUUCACUCACUGAUUAGUGGAAAUGUGAGCAUACCAGAUUCCAUAACAGGGAUACCAACCUUAAUUACUCGUAUCUCCCAGACGUCCGAACAUCAAACAGGCUAUGAUGUAGACAUAAAGACAUCACCAACAACCUCCACAUCUACAGCAGACUAUACAGCCAUGGACUACAUUGCUAUGGCUUCUACUUUCUCAACAACACAUCAAGGCACAAAUUUUGAAGGAAAACAGAUAUCACCAGCAUCUCACACAUCUACAGCAAUAGUUCCAUCUAUUUCUCAGCACUAUGCAAUGUCACAAUGGACAACCGACAACAACUGGAUGAAUUCUUCCUCCAGUAAUAAUGAUCUGACACCAACAUGGAUAUAUUACUCCGUUGGCGGCAGCCUAGUCUUUGUGUCAUUGUGUGUUCUAAUGGCCAUUCUCCUGCUCAGGUCUUGGUGUGCAAGGAAGGGUACAGGAAUGAAAAGGAAAGGCAUGAGAGGAUCCCUGUGGAUGAAAUCUAACACCCGUGACUCUGGAAAAUCAGUGACUACAUCUCCACCGGUGCAGAUACCAAUGAUUGUGCAGGAGAAAGAAGAGCUACAUCUAUAUACAGAAAUUAAUCUGUGUCCAGUCUUAGGGAAACCAUCACCUGCACCAAAACUUUCAACAAGCAUGGGUUCUUUGGUUUAUUGCUUAGAUUCCGGUGCAGAUACCUACACCCAAGCGCAGGCAAUUGAUGCUCUCUCUCCUGUAUAUUAUGCAUCAGUGCCACAAUGAUGAUGACUAUCUGCAAGAUAAAUACAGUAACUAUAUACAGUUACAAUGGAGCCAGGAGCAAAAAUAUUUUAUAAUGUGUAUAUUAAGAAUCGGGAUCCAACAAGUCCACUGAUCAGUUUGAAAAGGAGACAAAGUAAAAUAAUCUUCAGGAACAUUUUGAUUUGGGCAAAUUUUUUAUGAUUGCGCAAACUAAAUUUAAUUUGAUUCCAGGGUUUCUUUGUUUUCAGGAA
Molecule: messenger RNA, 1571 nt
Organism: Pseudophryne corroboree (corroboree frog)
Lineage: Eukaryota; Metazoa; Chordata; Amphibia; Anura; Myobatrachidae
Exons: 9
Coding region: 1-1341 (446 amino acids)
Biological process (GO): cell surface receptor signaling pathway
Cellular component (GO): plasma membrane
Molecular function (GO): transmembrane signaling receptor activity
Source: RefSeq, a predicted model, not a curated record